Chinchilla lanigera (long-tailed chinchilla) is the source of this 1521-nucleotide messenger RNA. Its product is annotated as collagen alpha-1(VIII) chain-like. Lineage: Eukaryota; Metazoa; Chordata; Mammalia; Rodentia; Chinchillidae. The transcript has 6 exons. The record is from RefSeq and is a predicted model, not a curated record. Bases 1 to 657 code for a protein of 218 amino acids.
AUGGAUUUGACAUUCAUCUUUAAGCAGUACGGGACCGGCUUCUGUCACACGCACUCCGAUCCCUCUCUGCAACCAGGGGCCCUCAGAGGACCGCGGGGGCCGGAGUCCCGCCGGUGUGCAGGGACCGGGUGGCCCGGGGCCCUGCGUGACCGGCCGUCGCGGCUGGGCAGCCCCAGGCCCCGCAGGGUCCCGGGCGGGGAUUCCACCGUGACCCGCGCGCCCCUGGGGUGCACUGGCGAGGUCUGCAUUUGGACCGAUUCUUCUCGCUCCUUUGAGAUAGCUGAGCGGGCGCCCCGGGGACAUGCCGGCCGGCCUCGCAGGACGGGCUCGAGCGGGGUCGGACCGCGGGUGGCGGCCGGCAGCCCGCUCGCUCGGGAUUACCUGCCCGGCGGGCAGCUUACCUCGCCAGCUCCCCAGCGAAGCUCGGCGUCGUGUGUUUCGUCUCCUAGGAAACGGCCGGGCGCGCGCCGCCCAGGACGCCCCGCCCCCAGGGGGCGUGGCCGCGCGGCUGGUCCUCGGAGGAGGGCGGGACCCUACGAGAGCGCCUUCGCGCGGAAGAAGUUGUCCAGAUCUCAUCCUGAAUACAUGAUACUUAAAUUGUCAUGCAUGGAGGUUACUUCAAAAUUAAAGAGCAAGAAUGAGAGCGGCAUUCAAUGACGCAUAGCAUUAUCUCGGCUAAGUGGCAUCGCAGAGCUGGGGCCCGGCGCACCUGCCUCAAGGUCGUCCCAGAGGCUGUAGGCAAAAGCCAGAGAAGGUCUGUACCUGCAAGAUCAAAAGGCAGUGAACUCAAAACUCUCCAGGCCCAAAACAUCCCUGUGGUUCACUGCUUUUCCUUCACAGAUGAGUCCCGCCAGGUCGUCCUGCGUAGGAGGAAGUAAUCAAUUAUAUCACCUCAAGGAUGUUUGCUUCUGUCAAAACCACUCUGCAACUGAUCUUUAUCAGUGGGUUUCUAAAUCCAGCGACUUUGUUUACAUGUUUUAUUCCCUGACUUAGAAGAUUUUGCCAUAAUAGGAUAUAUCAUUAAGUAACGGUAUGAAAUGAAGUUCAACAGCUCUGAAAUAAAAUUUAAAACCUACUAGCGUGACAUCAAAAAGACAAGAAAUUAAUGAAACUCUAAUUUUCACUCCCAGCUUCUUUGAUUUCUUAAAAUGAAUGACUCUUGAUUUUGGACACAGUGGACCACCUGGGAGAGAUUGUACUAAAAGAAAACAACAACACAGGAAAAAACAAAAAAAACUCAGGAAAUCUACGGGGUUAUUUUCAGCACAGAAGGUAAAAAAACCUUCACACCUUUAAAAUUCUACACAAGCCUUUGAUUGAUGUACUUUCUAAGUGGCUAAAUACUGGGACCUUGGAGGUAUUUAUUAAGAUGUCUAAUUUUAUAUAAAUAGCUUUUCUAAUAGAUGAAAAGAUUUUUAAUAGAAGAACAUAUCUUUUUAUAGAGGAAAGUUUGAUAAAUUUUCCAGUUAUGUAAAUUGAAAUUUAGUUCUUCAGGGAAAUGGUAUUUUCUUACCAGUACAC